Lontra canadensis (Northern American river otter) is the source of this 398-nucleotide messenger RNA. RefSeq names its product histone H4. Lineage: Eukaryota; Metazoa; Chordata; Mammalia; Carnivora; Mustelidae. Gene Ontology annotation, molecular function: DNA binding; structural constituent of chromatin; protein heterodimerization activity. Gene Ontology annotation, cellular component: nucleosome. The coding region runs from base 1 to 312 and encodes 103 amino acids. Gene Ontology annotation, biological process: nucleosome assembly. The record is from RefSeq and is a predicted model, not a curated record. The transcript has a single exon.
AUGUCUGGUCGCGGCAAGGGCGGGAAGGGUCUGGGAAAGGGCGGAGCAAAGCGCCACCGCAAGGUGCUGCGCGACAACAUCCAGGGCAUCACCAAGCCCGCCAUCCGGCGGCUGGCUCGGCGCGGCGGCGUCAAGCGCAUCUCCGGCCUCAUCUACGAGGAGACCCGCGGGGUGCUCAAGGUGUUCCUGGAGAACGUGAUCCGCGACGCCGUCACCUACACGGAGCACGCCAAGCGCAAGACCGUCACGGCCAUGGACGUGGUCUACGCGCUCAAGCGCCAGGGUCGCACCCUCUAUGGCUUCGGAGGCUGAGCAUUUUUGUCUCUGCUUAGGAACUUUUCGUUUCUCACCCAAAGGCCCUUUUCAGGGCCACCCAUCUAGUCGCCAGAAAGAGUUGU